CCGGGCAGGGGCGGCACGUGCCGGCGUUUGGUCAUGGCGGAGGCGGAGGCGGCCGGUCCGGAUGCGGCCGGGGAUGGCGCUGGCGAGGAGCGGUUGGCCGUUAUCGGCGCCACCGUGCCCACCGGGUUCGAGGCGAUGGCGGCCGCGGAGGUGCAGGAGAAGCUCGGCUCCGCGUCCCGGAUCAGCAGGGACCGCGGGAAGAUCUACUUCGAGGUGCCGGCCCACAGCCUGCCCGAGGUCCAUCAGCUGAGGUCUGUGGAUAAUUUGUUUGUUGUCGUUCAGGAGUUCAAAGAUUAUCAGUUUAAAGAAACCAAGGAAGAUGCUUUAAAAGAUUUGGAAGAUUUGGUUAAAAAACUGCCUUGGGACGAUCCUCUGAAAAUCUGGGAGCUGAACAAUGGCUUAAAAAAGAAAAAGACAAAACGCAAAAAGCAGAAUGUGCAGCAAACUGCAAGCAAAGGGGAGCUGCAGGACGGCACAGGGGAGGAAAAGGAGCACAGAGCUGCGGGUGGGCAGGAGGACUGCACCACUAACAUGGCAGGAGAUGGCCAGAGUGGAGAAGAGAUGCAAGGAGAUGCCUCACAAAAUGAGGAGGAUGAUAAUGAACUCUCAGAGGCUAAAAAUGAACUGCAUGCCAGUUCUGGGGCUGAGACAAAGGCAGGAGAAGAUAAGAAAGAUGGAGGAGAUGUGAAGGUGUUAAAGUUUCGCGUUACAUGCAAUAGAGCUGGAGACAAGCACAGUUUUACAUCAAAUGAGGCUGCAAGAGACUUCGGAGGAGCUGUACAGGAGCACUUCCAGUGGAAGGCCGACAUGACCAACUUUGAUGUAGAGGUACUCCUGAAUAUUCACAACAAUGAAGUAGUUGUGGGCAUUGCAUUAACUGAGGAGAGUCUCCACAGAAGAAAUAUUACACAUUUCGGACCCACAACCCUUCGCUCAACUCUUGCUUAUGGCAUGCUUAGACUCUGUGAUCCCCAGCCAACAGAUAUCAUCAUUGAUCCAAUGUGCGGUACAGGUGCAAUACCAAUAGAGGGAGCGAUGGAAUGGCCUGGUUGCUUCCACGUUGCUGGUGAUAACAACCCACAAGCUGUAAAGAGAGCAGCAAGCAAUAUCUGCUCUUUGCUAAAGAAAAAUGAAAGUAAGGAAAGCAGUGCUUCCCUGGGCGCACCCUUAGACAUCGUUCAGUGGGAUAUUUGCAAUCUCCCCUUGCGGACUGGCUCUGUGGAUGUCAUUGUGACCGACAUGCCUUUUGGGAAAAGGAUAGGGUCAAAGAAGAAGAACUGGGAUCUCUAUCCAGCCUGCCUCAUGGAGAUGGGGCGGAUCUGCACACCAGGCACAGGUAGAGCUGUGCUGCUGACUCAGGACAAGAAAUGCUUCAUCAAGGCCUUGUCGAGACUGGGACACAUCUGGCGCAAAAGUCACACAGUGUGGGUGAAUGUAGGGGGACUUCAUGCUGCAGUGUAUCUUCUGAAACGCACCUGGGAAAGAGUGGAAGAAAAUAAGUCCUUCUGGUGACAGCCCUUGUGGAGGAAGACAGCAGAGACCUGCAUCAUUUCCAGAUGAGCAGCUUGGUAAAGGAGGUUGCUGAGAGUGUUUGUCUCAGUUCCUGAGCGAAAGGCAAUAAAUAAGAAUUGUGUAAAUUGAGCACUGAACCAGGGACCAACCUGAGAACUCCCCGUUCUACUGUGUGCUCUGAACCUGACUUAAGUUAUUGCUUUUCACUCUGCCACCUUAACUGAAAGUCAGUAGUGGUGUCAGCAAUGCUCUCCUUUGCCUGAGUCUUUUCUACCACAUCUGUUGUAUUUCUCAGUUAAAUGUUUGUUCCCUCUGCUUAUAGUAGAAAACAUGUUGAGGCGUUUUUGGAGCCAAUUGGCAGCUUAUUUUUCCCCUGAACUGUAGAAAUCCUAUCUUAAAAUGCCAGUCUUAGUAUUCCAGUUAGUCAUCUCAAAGGGUUUGGAGGUAGUACCUCUUUGCUGUAGAACUUUUCCAAACUGAAAGUUUAAAGUUGAUACUGUUUCCCAGAUGUGAAUUAAGAUGUUUGAUGCUCCAGUGAGGAAAUGCUAGCAGUGCGCAGGUGCUGCUGUUUGUUUCUUACCUGUUACCAGCUCAGUGCUGUUGGUGCCUCGGGCUGUUUGCAGGUCCCGCUGUGGGUGAGGCAGAGCAGUUGUGGUUUCUGCCUGGGAGCGGUGUUACCUGGGAGUUGUGAUGCUGGCACUGAGGGGCAGCGAUGAGGGGUUUUGUAGGAGCUGCUGUAGGGAUGCUGCCCUAAUGACAGGAAUUCAUGUUCAAUGAAUGUCUUGUUCAAUUCUUGUUCAAUGAAUGUCUGUUUCCUUCUCUGAACAUCCUGCGGUUUCUCAGGCUAAUUACUCUGCUCAUCAGAGGCUGAAACACUAAUUACCAGCUUGUCAUUCCAUUGAAGUGUAUUCAAGCUCGUGGUACCGCUCUCAGAGCUGGAUUUAGGCCUAUUAAAGUUUAUUAGCUCCAUAAAGGCA
Molecule: messenger RNA, 2489 nt
Organism: Coturnix japonica (Japanese quail)
Lineage: Eukaryota; Metazoa; Chordata; Aves; Galliformes; Phasianidae
Gene: THUMPD3
Product: THUMP domain 3 tRNA guanosine methyltransferase
Biological process (GO): tRNA methylation
Molecular function (GO): RNA binding; tRNA (guanine) methyltransferase activity
Source: RefSeq, a predicted model, not a curated record